Centrocercus urophasianus (Greater sage-grouse) is the source of this 2354-nucleotide messenger RNA. RefSeq names its product kelch like family member 26 (gene KLHL26). The transcript is spliced from 2 exons. The coding region runs from base 177 to 2081 and encodes 634 amino acids. Lineage: Eukaryota; Metazoa; Chordata; Aves; Galliformes; Phasianidae. Gene Ontology annotation, molecular function: protein binding. The record is from RefSeq and is a predicted model, not a curated record.
AGUGCGUGGACACCUCUGUUCAUGGAGAUGUUGGCCCUUCUUGCUGAUGUUUGGCUGGUCCCAAAGCCCACGUGUGCUGCGGCGUGACAGGUUGUCAGUAACACACGAGUGCAAGUGAACGUUUUGGAUGUGUCUUUUGUGCUGGGAUAAGGGAAUACAACCGAGGUACUGAUGUCAUGAUGGUCUGUGUGGCUGUCGAGCUGGGAAUUUGCUUUCAAACUGCUUUGUGUUACAGUAUCUCCCCCAGCAUGCUUUGUAGGUAUACCACAUAUUGUUUUAAUUUAAAACCAGCCUGUCUCUCUUGUUCUGUUUUUAGCAUGGCUGACAAGAACAGCACCCUGAAAUGCACGUUCUCUGCUCCUGGCCACAGCACCACUCUACUGCAGGGACUGGCCUCGCUCCGAGCUCAGGCUCAGCUGCUUGAUGUCAUCCUCACUAUAAAUAAUGAAGUGUUUCAGGUUCAUAAAGUUGUCUUGGCUGCCUGCAGUGACUAUUUCAGGGCGAUGUUCACAGGCGGGAUGAGAGAAGCCAGCCAAGAUGUGAUCGAACUGAAAGGUGUAUCUGCAAAGGGACUGAAACACAUCAUAGACUUUGCGUACAGUGCUGAAGUGACUCUGGAUCUUGACUGCAUUCAGGACGUUCUGGGAGCUGCCGUCUUCCUCCAGAUGGUGCCUGUCGUGGAGCUCUGCGAGGAAUUCCUGAAAUCUGCCAUGAGCGUAGAAACGUGUCUCAAUAUCGGGCAGAUGGCCACCACCUUUAGCCUCGCCUCCUUAAAGGAAUCCGUCGAUGCAUUCACCUUCAGGCAUUUCCUGCAGAUCUCCGAGGAGGAGGAUUUCCUCCACCUGCCUCUGGAGCGCCUCGUUUUCUUCCUGCAGAGCAAUAAGCUGCAAAGCUGCAGCGAGAUCGACCUGUUCCGCGCCGCCGUCCGCUGGCUGCAGUACGACCCCACGCGCCGUGCCAGCGCCAGCCAGGUGCUCUGCCACAUCCGCUUCCCGCUCAUGAAGUCCUCCGAGCUGGUGGACAACGUGCAGACCUUUGACAUCAUGGUGGAGGACGUCCUGUGCCGGCAGUACUUGCUGGAGGCCUUCAAUUACCAGAUCCUGCCUUUCCGGCAGCACGAGAUGCAGUCCCCCCGCACCACCAUCCGCUCCGACGUCCUGUCCCUCGUCACCUUCGGCGGCACUCCUUACACCGACAACGACCGCACCGUCAGCUGCAAGGUGUUCUGCCUGCCUGACGCCGGCGGGCGCCAGUUCAAGGAGCUGACGGAGAUGGAGGUGGGCAGCAGCCAUUCCUGCGUGGCCGUGCUGGACAACUUUGUCUACAUCGUAGGGGGGCAACACCUGCAGUACCGGAGCGGCGAAGGAGCGGUUGAUAUUUGCUACCGUUACGAUCCUCACCUCAACCAGUGGCUGCGAAUCCAGGCCAUGCAGGAGAGCAGGAUCCAGUUCCAGCUGAACGUCCUGCACGGCAUGGUGUACGCCACGGGCGGGAGGAACCGCUCGGGGAGCUUGGCUUCUGUGGAGAAGUAUUGCCCCAAAGACAACGAGUGGACUUACGUGUGCUCCCUGAAGCGCAGGACGUGGGGGCACGCCGGGGCCACGGUGGGGGACAAGCUGUACAUAUCGGGUGGGUAUGGGAUUUCGGUGGAAGAUAAAAAGGCCCUGCACUGCUACGACCCGGCCGCGGAUCAGUGGGAGUUUAAAACCCCGAUGAACGAACCCAGAGUCCUGCAUGCCAUGGUCAGUGCAAAUAAUAGGAUUUACGCUCUGGGAGGCCGCAUGGACCACGUUGACCGUUGUUUCGAUGUUUUGGCCGUGGAAUAUUACGUGCCUGAAACAGACCAAUGGACAACAGUGAGCCCCAUGCGCGCAGGUCAGUCGGAAGCCGGCUGUUGUUUGCUAGAAAAAAAGAUUUACAUCGUAGGGGGGUACAACUGGCAUCUGAACAACGUCACGAGCAUUGUGCAGGUGUAUAACACAGAAACUGAUGAAUGGGAAAGGGACCUGCAUUUUCCAGAGUCUUUUGCUGGGAUAGCAUGUGCUCCUGUGAUACUGCCACAGAUCACCACCCAGAGAUAACUGAGCUGCUGUGCAGGCCGUGGGGUCGCCUCGUGUUGCAUGUCGUUGGGAUGGCGUGUCGUUUUCCUUGUUUGCAAAUGGUAUCGUGCAUUUUCUGGGUGAGGGAAGGAGAAAAAUAGCUUGCGUUCCCUCCUCUGUGAAGUCCCUCCUCUUCUCUUACGUAGUGUUCUGGCAAGCGUGCUUCGUCAGAAGCACUUGUCAGCUAGUUAGACUUAGCAGAUGUUACAGCUGGAAAAAGCUUUUCUCUUUUUUUCUUUAUCUGAAAAGUGUGUG